Molecule: messenger RNA, 603 nt
Organism: Marasmius oreades (fairy-ring Marasmius)
Lineage: Eukaryota; Fungi; Basidiomycota; Agaricomycetes; Agaricales; Marasmiaceae
Exons: 5
Coding region: 1-603 (200 amino acids)
Molecular function (GO): oxidoreductase activity
Source: RefSeq, a predicted model, not a curated record
AUGGACCUGGAGAUUACAAAGAAGAACAUUUUGAAAUAUGAACAGCUUCACGUGAAUCAAGAAUGGAAAGAGAGACUCUCCGAGUCCCAGAAUUCGGGAAGGACUCGAGUACCCGAUUAUGAUGGUGUGGUUGUAUUCGAAGGGGAGUCUUUGGAGAAGAUCGCAGAGGUUGUCCAACACCCCGAAUACAUAGAGAAAGUCAUCAGUGAUGCGUCAUCGAAGCUCUUCAAAGCUGAGACCGUUCAUGGAGCAUUCAAUAUCGCUACCAUCAUACAUAAGCCUCCGAGCGGAACCGGUGGUGACGCCAAACUUCCGGAAGUGCCAGGUCCUGAGGGCAUCGUUCGACAGGAUCAUGUUGAAAGGCUGCUUGUUCUUAUUCACAAGAAAGAUGGUCUCAGUCAAGCGGAGUUCAGUAAUUAUUGGUUGAACGUCCAUGCUCUGUUGGUCAAACCUUCACUGGUUACUAACCCGCAGGUUACGAAGCACAAGCAGCUUCACGCUCAUCAGGGAUCAGGACUCAUGCCCGGGAAUACUUCAGACUGGGACGGAAUCGGUGUGAUCAAAGGAGAAUCGAUUGUGAACUUCGCUGUGGCGCCACGAUAA